UUCUUCUUCACAGAGAGAAAAAGAAAGAAGAGAGAGAAAAAAGGCGGACCAAAAUAUACAGCCAGAAGGAGCUGAAAAGCUCCGACCACAACCAUUUCCAUGGCGAAUAUAUCAAGAAAACCUUACAAUAACAACAAUGGCUUAACAUCUAGAACCGUUUACGAUGACGCUUUUGGAGGACCUCAAAAGUUUGGAGUUCCAACUCUCUCUCCUCGAGUUGAAGAUUACUGCGAGAUUUUCGGAGGAUUUCAUAACUCUCGUGCUUCAUCUAUUCCGUUUCUAGAUCUUCCAGCGGUUGACGACGCACAGAUUGUUGAUGUUCGUAGCUCUGAUUUCGAUUAUUCUGAAGUAUUUGGCGGUUUUGAUUCUUUAGAUUUUGCUAUCUCUUAUGAGGAAUUGAUUCGUCGUUCUAAAUCAACUGCUUAUGAUUCUUCAGAUGAAGCUUGGACUCCUACACCAAGUGAACACUUAUCGAAAGAAUCUGGAAGUCCUGUUUAUUCUGAGAUAAGUCAAUGUUUAAAUGCUGAAAUCAAUCUGUCUGAGGAGUUGGAUAAUAGGAUGUCACACAUGGACAAUUUGCGAGCUACUCAGAAGAACGAACGUUUUAUGGUAACUGAAUCUCUUAACGAUAAGGGUGUUAAAGGAGGGGCAAAGGAAGGAAGACAAAUUAGGAAAACUCUAUCUCAUCCAGCAGGCAGAAGUGUAGAAAGAUGGAACUCAGGAAAUUAUGUUGAACCUCCUAUAAACAGUGUCACAGCUGAUUCUCAUUCUAGUGCUGCGUUUAUAACCAUAUCAGACAUUAACCUUAAAACCCAGCCUUCUCAGGUUCCACCACCUUUAAGGCCCCCUCCGGCUUUAGCUAUGAAAGAUGGAAAGUCAAACAGGCAGAAAGCAAAACUCAAAUCUUCGAAAAGCUAUGCAUUUGAAAGGACGAUGGAUGAAGGCUCACCACCUUAUUUUGACGUGGAAAUGGAUGCUAGUUCAUCUGCAGCGGAUAGAGAUGGAAUGGAAACAACUCGGGAAAAACUAAAAAGUGCGAAAGAAUUAAAGGAGAGGGAUUAUCAUCAAAGCCGUCCAAAACGGGGUCUAAAAGUUGAUUAUAAAGUCAAACAAGAAAGAAGGAGCAAGACCUCUGAUGGUAGUUUUGAAGAUGAAGGAAUGCAAAGGAUAUCUCAAAGUGAACUUAAUGGAGCAGAAGCUUUUCUUGUGGAGGAAAGACAACACGAUACUAUCAAGAGAAAACCAGUUGUUUCAGAAUCAGCUGAACAUGAAAAACACAUAAAUAUGGCUAAAUCUGCAGUCAAGAAGCAUGGGAAGGAACGGAAGUCAUCUCCCGAGCUUCGCAGAACUCAAGGUGGUACAGCAGCGUGGAUUGAAGAAGCCCAAUUUUUUGAGGUUACCGAGAAUGAUAAAUCAAGAAGAAUAAUUGGGCAUGUGAAAGAUGAAAACCCUUUAAUACAAAUGCAUUCCUAUAACUACGAACAAGAGAUAGCUGCUUCAGAAUUUUACCGGAAGAGAGACCAUAGGAGGAAAACGAAAACAGAAAAAGUGACCGGUGAAUUGGAUCAAAACUUGGGUAGAUCAAAAGGUUCCAAAGAAAUGAGCAGGCCAAGGGAACGUGAGAAAAAAGAAACAAUAGGUCACACUGCACUCAGACAAGAAGGGGAAAAUAAGUCAUCAGUGGUAUGUCAAAAUGAUGAGAUUAUGAAGAAAGACGAUGAAUGUGCUGAAUUUGAUUAUUUGAUUGAAAUUAAACAAAAUGGCCCUGAGUUGGAAGCUAAGCAUAAAAACGAUGAGAUGAAGAGACCUGAAGAUUUUAAGAGAAGGCCAGAAAGUCCAAAGAGAUUUGGAGAAGCUGUAGACAGAGAAAAGCAUGAGAGUAGAAUCAAAAACUCCGUUCAGCAAUUCGAGGCUCAGAAAAAUACAGAAGAAGAUAUAACACAAGAGGGAAAAAGAAAGCAACAAAUAAAGGUUGGCAGAGAUGUGAAUGAGGGGAUGCUAAAUGUGACCAGUGAAAGAGAAGAGACCCUGAACAGUCAAAGCAGUACUCUCCUGUCCAAGACAAUAGUGAGAGGAUUAGAUGUUCUAGGGAGUAAACUGCAGGAGGAGGAAGUGGAAUUAGCAAAUCUGAGCAAAGAUUGUAAAAACGAGAAAACUGUUGAUGAAAGUAAGGAAACGGGCAAGGGGGUUAUCGAGGAGUCCUCCGGUGGUUUGGAGAAUGAGGAGAAACUGAAAUGGUUUUCUGAGGAAGGACAUCAAGUGAAGAAUCAAAAGGAAGUUUGUUUAGUAAAGGAGGAGGUGACACUCACUGAAGCCCGCAAAAGUGAAGAGAUUCUUAACGUGGAAGAGAAAAAGGAACAAUCAAAAAAUCCAAGUGAAGAUAUUGAAACACAAAUUAUAGAAGACAACAAGGGGGAAAUAAUGGGGGAAUUAACACGUGCUCAUGUUUUGGAAGAACCGAAGGGACUAGGCGAUAACCAGGACCAAACCGAGACAACCAACCAAAUGUUUGAUGAGAUUUUAGAGCAACGGCCUGAGCCAUGCAAGGCAGACACUGAAAAUCUCCAACUCAACCCAGAAGCCUUAGAAAAUGAGGAUGAAAAGAACAUUAAAGUAGAAGUAACAAAUUGGGACCUUUCAUCUGAUGAUGAUGGAACUAUGGCAACUGAAUUAGACUCCGAGGAUCAUUGGGUAGCAGUUGAAGUGAUCAAUGUGCAUUGUGAAGAGAGAUUCAUCUCUCCUGCUUUGGCUCAUAAUAAUGCUAUGCUUGAAAACAAGAAAGUGAAGGAAUCUGUUCAAGCUAGGACUAUAGUUGGUCAGAAGGCUCCUGAAAUAGCCACUAAUUCCGAGAAGGUCAAUGCACAUAUGAGAGUAUUUAACAAGGAAGAUGGAAGGAAAAUAGGGACUGAGAAGUCGAUCAUGUCCGAGGGAAAAAGUAACACAGACAAUUCAUUCAUGUCGGGUGAUAGAGCUAAGGAUGAAAGGAUUAAGAGAGAAAAAGAGCUGGAAAGAGAUCGUCUUAAGAAGAUGGAAGAAGAGAAGGAGAGAGAGAGGGAAAGGGAAAAAGAUCUGAUGGCUGUUAAUAGAGCUACUCUUGAAGCCCGAGAUAGAGCUUUAAAUGAAUCCCGUGAUAGGACUGCAGUUGAGAAAGCAACUGCUGAAGCUCGACAGAGAGCGAUGGUUGAGGCCCGAGAAAGAUUAGAGAGAGCAUCUGCUGAGGCUAGGGAGAGGUUAUUACCAGAGAAGGCAUCUAUGGAAGCCAGAUUGAGGGCAGAGCGUACUGCAGUGGAGAGAGCGACAGCUGAAGCUCGAGAGCGUGCUUUCCAGAAAACCAUGGCAGAUAAGUCUGCUUUUGAAGCUAAAAGAUCAAUAUCUGAUAAACAUUCUGUGAAUAAUUCGGUGGAAAGUCGGGAUACACAAUUUCAGGCUGUUGGAUCUUCCUAUGCUGAAUCUCCCCAGAGGUGUAAAGCUCGGUUAGAGAGACAUCAAAGAACUGCCCAACGUGCAGCAAAAGCUUUAGCAGAGAAAAAUAUGCGUGAUCUUAUAGCUCAAAAAGAACAGGCAGAGAGAAAUAGAUUGGCUGAGUCUCUGGACGCUGAUGUCAAGAGAUGGUCCAAUGGGAAAGAAGGGAACCUCCGUGCAUUGCUUUCAACGCUACAAUAUAUUCUUGGACAGGAGAGCGGUUGGCAGCCGAUUCCUCUCACAGAAGUGAUAACUUCUGUAGCCGUAAAGAAAGCUUAUAGGAAAGCCACUUUAUGUGUGCACCCAGACAAACUACAACAAAGGGGAGCUAGUAUUCAUCAAAAAUACAUUUGUGAAAAGGUUUUUGAUCUUCUCAAGGAAGCUUGGAACAAAUUCAAUUCAGAGGAGCGGUAGUCAAGAAUGGAGAUUGCUUACUUCUCAGUUUAUCUGCAGAGAUAUGGUCAUAAAGGUGACCUCUUGUAAUUCAAACUAUUUACUAUAUUGUUUAGUGAGUAAAUAUUUCCAAGAAAAAUCUGUUUUUAGGUUGGUCAUUAGUUUCUUCUUCUCAAUGUAAUAGCUUAUUAUUAUGCUUCAUCUUAGAUUGAAAGGAAAGAUUUGAUUAGUCAGGAAUGGUGAAAAGAUGCUCUAUCCAUUUUUAGUCUCUCA
Impatiens glandulifera is the source of this 4128-nucleotide messenger RNA. Its product is annotated as auxilin-like protein 1. The transcript is spliced from 8 exons. Gene Ontology annotation, biological process: clathrin coat disassembly; clathrin-dependent endocytosis. The record is from RefSeq and is a predicted model, not a curated record. Gene Ontology annotation, molecular function: clathrin binding. NCBI's taxonomy places the organism in Eukaryota, Viridiplantae, Streptophyta, Magnoliopsida, Ericales, Balsaminaceae. Gene Ontology annotation, cellular component: vesicle; intracellular membrane-bounded organelle; cytoplasm. Bases 100 to 3876 code for a protein of 1258 amino acids.